AUGCUGGAUUUGUUAAAAUUUCUCCUGGACGACAAGUACCAGGAAGACAUUAACGUCGAAGGGCCAUUCAUGGGCACCCCAUUAUUCCAGGCGAUCUGGUAUGGUCACUGGGACACGAUAGUUCCGCAUCUUCUGGAGCAAGGCGCCGACCUGGAUAGAAGACUGAUCGAGACGCGCUUGACCCCGCUCAUGAUGGCCUGUUUCUCACGUCGUUUUGAUGACGCCUCUAAACUCAUUGAUUUGGGCGCAGAUGUCAGUACCUUGUCAGUGCAUCGCUUCAGUAUUCUUCACUUGAUCCUUGGGUCGCGUCGAUUCCGCCCAGAAGACUUCUUCGACCCUCUCGGCCCCCCCACAAAACCUCUAAGCAACACAUCUGAGGCUGAAAUCAUUCAAAAAUUCAUUGCCAAGGGCUUCGAUGUCAACGCAAAGGAAGCCGUUCUUGGAAUGACACCGCUCAUGGUAGCAAGUGCAGGCUGCAAUACUGAUGCCAUACAGGCGUUGCUUGAGGGUGGCGCCAAUGUCAACGCGUUGGAUAAUGAUGGCCUGACUGCGCUCGCACGAGUUGGCGAGACAGCUGAAGGCUCUUCUAUACUGGGUUUAUACGAUUCUGCAAAGAUGCUGCUCGAUGCAGGAGCAACAUUGCAGGAUUCCUUGGAUGAGGUUACUCCUUUGAAUAUCCUUUGCACUCGGCACUGUGAGCCAUACUUCAACCGCGAGUGGGAUAAUCAACACGCUGCUUUGGCUAAGCUACUCAUCGAGCACGGUGCCAAUCCAAACGAGAAGGGUGCCUCUGAGGGACGCCCUUUUACAGAGGCUGUGGUGCAUGGAAACCUGAACCUCGCACAAGCAAUUCUCGAGAACGGUGGUCGGCCAGAAGAAGGCGAUCUAGAAAAUAUCCUCACAGCGUCUGUGUAUGAUUCCUACGACGAUGGAAAGACUGAAUUCAUCCUACGCAUCGAUUAUGCCAAACACGGCAUGACAAGGCCAUCAGAAGAGUUUCUGUUGGACCUCCUGAAGACAGCACUCAGCCAGCAGCUCUGGACAAGGGCGGCCGAUCUGAUGAAAUCUGUGCCGAUACCAAAUGAGCUCUGCGAAGGGCUAAUCUUCCGCUGCUUGGAAAAGCCUUCGCCAAUUGCUGAUGAGCCAUCGAGUCUAAUUCAAAUACUUCUUGACCGAGGUCAAGAUCCCAAUGAGCUGUUCAAUGGCGAGCCUCCGUUGUAUUACAGUUUCAAAUCAGCGUCUUGCUGGCGAACGACGCCUGUGUUGGUAAACGCAGGCGCGGAUAUCUAUAUGCCGACAAAAGCGAUGCCAGACGGAGCCUUUAUGUAUACCAUAACCAAUGGGUAUCAACCACAAGCAUGUCAGAUACUUCUGAAGCAUCCAAAUGCACUGCGCGACAAGCCAGAACGACUGCAUCGAGAAUGUUGGUCAACUCUUAUCUUUUGGGAGCCCCGCACAGGCAUUCGCGGCGUUGGGCAGCCAAAUUUCUAUCACAUACCACAACUCAACUGGUCCUUCACAAACCAGUUGAUCUCCGCCGGGUUGCGAACUGACGUGAAGACACUGGAUGACAAGGACGUCAAGGAACUCGUGGAGCAAGCGAUUCCGAAGAACGAGGUCUUGCGGUUUGAGGGUCGAAAGGUCCUGGAAGCACUUGACAUUGUCUACACUGAACCUACAGUGAUAGAGAUGCUCAACGCUACCAUCGUGGGAGAUGAAGAAGAUCCCGAGGAUUUCGAGUACGGUUCGGUGAGCGACGAGAUCGACGACACUGACUAUUCGGGUCUCGAUAGCGAUGAUUACGACAGUUUCGACAUUUUCCCUGGCUAUAUGGAAGGCGAAGAAGACGAGGAGAACGACCCAGGAGAUCAGGACGGCGAAGGCGGAUGGGGCGAACAAGGUUAUUCGAGUGAUUCCGAUGACGAUUACGACGAUGAUGGACAUAUACCGAUACCUGUACCUUUCUUGUUUGGACUGAUGAUGUAG
Fusarium graminearum PH-1 is the source of this 1986-nucleotide messenger RNA. RefSeq lists its product as uncharacterized. Gene Ontology annotation, cellular component: cytoplasm; nucleus. Bases 1 to 1986 code for a protein of 661 amino acids. The record is from RefSeq and is a predicted model, not a curated record. Gene Ontology annotation, molecular function: protein binding. NCBI's taxonomy places the organism in Eukaryota, Fungi, Ascomycota, Sordariomycetes, Hypocreales, Nectriaceae. The transcript has a single exon.